UCGAACAAGGCGCACGAGCCGAGUUCCCCACGUCUGCCUCGGUCUGUUCGCUCUCACGUCACGCGAUAAGCCCGUGUUUUUCCGUCCCUCGCGUCUGCUCCCCCCACCUUCCCAUCAUCACGCGGCGCUAACGAGUAGCGGCGCGGACAGGGGUUGCGUGACACUACCGGCACUGCAGCAGCACGGGAGCCAUGGCGCGGGAGGAGGAAGGACCCGCAAUGAUGGACGCCGCGGAGCGACGCCUCCGCGUGGUCUCCGCGCACCUCGAGCCGCAGGCCGGCGCCACCGCUGGCCUCGCCUCUAACCCCACCGCCGGCGAGUACGCCCACGUGCAGGGCUACAGCGUUGUUCUUCCUGAAAAGUUGCAAACUGGAAAGUGGAACGUGUACCGAUCUGCAGAGUCACCUCUGCGUUUAAUUAACAGAUUUCCUGCUACUCCAGACAUUGGAACACUGCAUGAUAAUUUUGUGUAUGCAGUCGAGACUUUUACAGAUUGUAGGUAUCUGGGUACAAGAGUGUGCGCUGAUGGAGCAGUCGGAGACUACAAAUGGAUGACGUAUGGAGAAGCUAGUACGAGCAGAACUGCAAUAGGUUCUGGUCUUAUUUAUCAUGGAAUAUCUGAAGGUGCACGCAUUGGUCUGUAUUUUAUAAACAGACCUGAGUGGAUCAUAAUUGAUCAUGCUUGUGCUGCAUAUUCAUAUGUAUCUGUACCACUUUAUGAUACUCUUGGUCCAGAUGCAGUUCAGUUCAUUGUGAACCAUGCAACAGUAGAAACUAUUUUCUGUGUGCCUCAAACACUAAGCACUCUGCUAAGCUUCCUAACUCAAAUGCCAUGUGUCCGCCUUAUAGUGGUAGUUGGUGGAGACAAUGCAAAUACGCCAUCUACAACAGCAGCUGCUGGAGUGGAAAUCAUAACUUACUCCAGGCUACACAGCCAGGGAAAGAUGAGUUCUCAAACUUACCGUCCUCCAAAACCUGAAGAUGUUGCCACUAUCUGCUACACGAGUGGCACUACUGGCACACCAAAGGGAGCUGUUCUUUCUCAUGAGAACUUAAUCGCGAAUGUUGCAGGAUCAAGCUUGGGCGUUAAGUUUUACCCCUCCGACGUGUAUAUCUCAUACCUACCUUUAGCUCACAUCUAUGAGAGAGCUAACCAAAUUGCACUGCUUCACUAUGGAGUUGCCAUUGGAUUUUACCAAGGGGAUAAUUUGAAGCUGAUGGAUGAUUUGGCUGCUUUGAGACCAACCGUAUUCGCAAGUGUUCCCCGGCUAUAUAACAGAAUUUAUUCUGCAAUCACAAAUGCUGUGAAGGAUUCUGGUGGGCUAAAAGAAAGACUAUUCCGUACCGCGUACAAUGCCAAGAGGCAAGCUCUUAUGAAUGGACGAAAUCCUUCCCCAAUGUGGGAUAAGUUGGUAUUUAACAAAAUAAAAGCUAGGCUUGGUGGACGUGUGAGGCUUAUGACUUCAGGCGCUUCUCCAUUGUCAGCAGAUGUAAUGGAAUUCCUAAGAAUAUGCUUUGGUGGUGAGGUUCUUGAAGGCUAUGGAAUGACAGAGACAUCUUGUGUCAUCACUACAAUGGAUAUUGGUGACAAAUUAAUUGGUCAUGUUGGAUCACCAAAUCCUUCUUGUGAGGUUAAACUUGUGGAUGUCCCAGAAAUGAAUUACACUUGUGAGGAUCAACCAUAUCCUCGUGGAGAAAUAUGUGUUAGAGGACCUACAAUAUUCCGCGGUUACUAUAAAGACGAAGUCCAAACAAGGGAUGUCAUUGACAAUGAUCGCUGGUUGCACACUGGAGACAUAGGUUUGUGGCUGCCUGGAGGGCGUCUAAAAAUUAUAGAUAGGAAAAAGAACAUUUUCAAGUUGGCUCAAGGAGAAUACAUAGCUCCAGAGAAGAUUGAGAAUGUGUACGCUAAGUGCAAGUUCAUUGCUCAAUGCUUUAUAUAUGGUGAUAGUUUCAACUCUUUUCUAGUUGCCAUUGUAGCAGUUGAACCAGAUGUUUUGAAGGCUUGGGCCGCAUCUCAAGGAAUACAAAGUGAGGAUUUAAGACAGCUUUGUGCUGACCCGAGAGCAAAAGCUGCUGUCUUGGCUGACAUGGAUUCUAUUGGAAAGGAAGCACAGCUAAGAGGUUUUGAAUUUGCCAAAGCUGUUACUCUUGUUGCUGAACCUUUCACAGUAGAAAAUGGUCUCCUCACCCCAACGUUCAAGGUCAAAAGACCGCAAGCUAAGGCCUACUUCGUGAAAGAACUCGCAGAUAUGUAUGCACAACUGCGUGACGCCGAAUCAGCUAGGCAGAAGUUGUAAUUAUUCGAGAAAUGUUCAGGAGUAAGGUUCAAACCAAUACAGGACAGGUUCACACAAUGGAGUAAGGAUUUCUCAUUUGCUCUAUGAGCAGGAAUACCUUUCACCCGCCAACAGCAAGGAGUGGUGUUGGGUGUGGUUAUAUUUAUAAAGGAAUAAACCGAAGGCCCCAUUGUAGAAUUUCGUUCGUUAUUUUGGUAAAAGGUAUACAAUUUAUAGGAAAACAUUCUUGAUAUACCUAUACCCAUCAACAGUUCAUGCCUUCUUGCUACUGCAGAAGUUAUACAAAAGACUGAAGAUAUACCUAUACAUGUAAGUUAUAGGAAAACAUUCUGUAACCAUGAUCAUGUUCAAAUAUGUAUGUUACACUAAGGCAAAAA
Messenger RNA from Aegilops tauschii subsp. strangulata, 2677 nucleotides. Its product is annotated as long chain acyl-CoA synthetase 6, peroxisomal. Gene Ontology annotation, cellular component: endoplasmic reticulum; membrane. Gene Ontology annotation, biological process: fatty acid metabolic process. Gene Ontology annotation, molecular function: long-chain fatty acid-CoA ligase activity. NCBI's taxonomy places the organism in Eukaryota, Viridiplantae, Streptophyta, Magnoliopsida, Poales, Poaceae. The record is from RefSeq and is a predicted model, not a curated record.